This is a messenger RNA of Cyclospora cayetanensis, 3528 nucleotides long. RefSeq lists its product as uncharacterized. The transcript has 15 exons. Lineage: Eukaryota; Apicomplexa; Conoidasida; Eucoccidiorida; Eimeriidae. The record is from RefSeq and is a predicted model, not a curated record. Gene Ontology annotation, biological process: DNA recombination; nucleotide-excision repair, DNA gap filling; double-strand break repair via nonhomologous end joining. Gene Ontology annotation, cellular component: DNA ligase IV complex. Bases 1 to 3528 code for a protein of 1175 amino acids. Gene Ontology annotation, molecular function: ATP binding; DNA binding; DNA ligase (ATP) activity.
AUGGGGGAGGGUGGGGCAUUGCCUGUUGGGUUGGUGCACAAUACUGAGGCAGCACCAUUCUCCGAGGUUUGCGGGAUAAUCCAGCGACUUUCAGAUCCUCACGCCUCCAGUACUGAAAAGACCGAGUACUGCAUUUCCUUUCUUGAGCGUCUUGCGCCAGAUUGCGACCCUUUCCCGCUCUUGCGACUCCUUCUUCCUCACAGAGACAGGAGGCGUCCUCCUCUAAAGCUACGUCUGGCUACCCUGAUCGGGGUAUAUGUGGAAGUAUUUGCGUUGCCACCAGCUGUAGGUGCGUUGCUACAGUCGUACCGAGACCCAGAAGCAGCAGCAACAAUUCGGGAUGGAGCAUACCUUGGGGCCUGCAGCUCUACAGGAUCCUUUGCUGCUGCUGGAUCAGCAAAGCCAGGAGACUUUCCCAGCUGCCUCUCAGCUGUGCUAAAGCAACGGAUCGGGAACCGGGUCUCUUCAGUUACUGUGGGGGAAGUAAACAAAUACUUAGAUCUACUGCAUGGGGCGGUCUCCUUGCAGGAGAAGACCAUGCACUUGGGAUGUCUAGUCAGGCAGCUGGGACCUGAGGAGAAUGCCUGUCUUAUUGGAAUUAUCACCAAAAACCUGAAGCUGGGGGCGGCAGAAAAUAGGCUUCUGCUUCCACUCGACAGGGACGCCAAACUGUUGCUAGCUAGGAUAUCAGACCUCAAGGUCAGCAUCUGUGGGGUAUACAGGAAGGGAGUUCGGUGCAUUCCGCGACUACACAGAGCAUUAGAACAAGCGAUGGCUUUGACUCAAAAGGAGAAACAUCAGGGAGAGACGGGGUGCCUUCCUGAUCUCUGCAGCGUGCUGCUGCAGUCGCUGCUUGGCCACAGUUGCAUUUUAGACGGAGAGAUCUUCGCCUACGAUGCAGAACACAAGCGACCACUUCCUCUCAAAGCGAUACGGGGGGUGGCCGCGGCGGAGACGGCUCAUCAUUUUUUGGUCUACAUGGUAUUCGAUAUUUUGUCGUAUAGUAGCCGAGACGGCACAGGGGUGCAUAGGCACUCGCUGCUGCACAUGCGUCUCUCUGACCGGAAAGCUCUUCUUCAGACGGUCCUCAAGCCACAUCCUCCACGUCUUCAGCUUGCACCUUUCUCUGUCGCUACCAAUUCCCAACAGAUUUUGAGCAGAUUGAAGGAAGUGGUCCAUGGGGGUGGCGAGGGCCUCAUGCUGAAAGCCCCCUUCUCAUUCUACGCAUUAGAUUCACGACAGGAUGGAUGGUUCAAGCUGAAACCGUUAUUUGGCCAAAUUGGAGACAGUUUGGAUCUCAUUGCUAUAGGGGCGUUUUAUGCUUCAACAUCGACAGGGAGAAAUCUCGUAAGCAGUUCAAACGGCAGCACCAGCGAGCAUGCCACUGUAGGGCAGAAAGGUCCUCAGCUUUUGCAGGGUGCGCUUAUCCUCACUUUUACGAUUGUUGCUGCCGUUGUGCAUGGUUUGACCGGUGAUGCCGUUGGUUUCGCUACUGUGGCUUGUUUGUGCGGCAUGGCCUGUAUCGGUGAAGUUGGAGGCCUCAGUGCUUUGCAGCUCCUUCAGUUGAGGGGCCAUCUGGGUCCUCAUGCUGUUCGCAAGUCCCCAGGCGAAACACUUGAAAACACCGCCCCUUGGUUAUCGUCGAAAUGCAAAUCCUCCACAAGGGUGGAUGUGACGUGGCCUCCCAACGUAAGCUGGGUGGUCUCAGUCGGAGGAUCCGAAUUUUUGCCAUCUUCAGAUUUUGAUGUCGGUUUUACACUCCGCUUUCCACUUUUGAUUGAGGCACCAAGAAAGGAUAAAACGCCACAAGAUGCCAUAACGCUGCAGCAGCUGCAAGUACAGCAAGCCUCCCUGCAGGUUCCAUCGCCUCGAGAGACCUUGGUCGUGCGCGUUGCUACUGCUUCUCGCGAUGAGAAAGAACAGCAGCAGCUGCCGCCUGAACGUCGCCAGCACCGGGACCUGAUCGCACUGCCACAACGCUCAGCAAAAGCAAUGCAUGUGAAUGCCGGAGAAGCAAUCUCUCACGGAUCUUCGCCAAAGAACUCACCCAAAAGUAGCGGCUCUACCAGCACCAACGAAGCGUUUCAUCUUGUUUCAUCAGUAUCGCUGGAUCAAAGCGCUACUCGCCGGCGGUACGGUGCAGCAAGACGAGGGGGAGUAUCGAUUUGGGGUUCUUCAUACCGUCUGGUAUCCCACAUGCUACCUGUUCGGACGACGCCAGCCAUAUCCCUCGCUACGGGUGCUUUGCCGCUGAGUGGUGUUGAGCUUUGGAUCAUACAUGGAGACAGAAUGCACCAGAAAGAGAGACUGGAGAGGAUUGCUCUCUCUCUGGGUGCCUCCUUACGCCAGUCACCCUGUGCCAGUCUUUUUGCUGCUAUUGCUGCUACUGCAAGCUUCCGUACCUCGGCAGUAUCAAAAGCUUUCCCAGAAAUCCCCGUGUUGCAUCUGGAGUGGCUGCUCGCUUGCCAGCGGCAGCAACAGAAAGUGCUGCUGCUCCCGCGUUUCGUGUUGUAUGCCCCCAUGAAGGUCUUGAAUCAUUUGAAGGAGGAGUACGACAAGUACGGAGACGGGUUCUUUCUUGAUACUACACCAGAUGAAGUGCGACACUCCCUAGAAACAGCUGCAGCAGCUGCUGCUGCGGAAGUCCCUGCUGCUGCCAAUGGCAGCAGCACACCCGACAAACUCGCGACUACGACGAGUGCUUUUACUAUUGACACUUCGUCCUUAAUGAAGGAGCAUGAGCAGGGGCAGCAGCAACCAGCUGAUAAUGGUUCUUCUGAUCCUGUAGCAGAUGGGAGAGGUUCUCCAUCUGGAGGAAGUAGUGGCUAUUCUCGCACAUGGAGGGCAGUCACUGCAGCGGCAGCGGCCAUAGAAGAAAUAAGCCCAAUUACAGAGCGUACACCUCUGAUGCAGUCAGCACCAAUAACAGCAGAGUCACUAACUUUUGUUGCAGAGGGGCAGACCAGAAAGUGUUUCAGCAGUAGCAGGGUAAGCCCCGAGAUCCGCCUAACAGCAGCAGAAACUCAACUAGCAGCUUCACUGGAGGAAAGAAAUAGCCUCAGCAGAACUAAAAGAUGUCUUCUAGAAGCCGUUGCAGAUCUGCAUGAGUCUGCAUCAGCCGCCCUUUCCUUGUGGGGCACCGAAUAUUUCUUCGAUGAGGGAGAAACACCAUCACCAGAAGCAGCGGCAGACUACAGCUUGGCUGCUACGGUUACUGUAACGCCUGUCUCACCGAGCAUCUGGACUGACCAAGCCGCUUCCACCUCCGAAGUGUCUCGUUUGAUGCUGCGGCAAAGAGCCAUCAAGGUAGACGCAGAACCCCGAAAAUUGAAAGAGGGAUUGCCGAAUCUCCCAAAUCAUGGACGCAAAGAGAAGCAUCGUAAUGGAGCAGCGGGGUCAUCAACUGAACUUGUUUCGUGGACAAGGCUGAGUGACCAAAUACACGAGACUAUGACUGCACUUGCUGCCUUUGGAUCUCACGCUAAUACAGGUGCUGAUGCACAUGCAGUGUGCAACUUUUCACCUUAA